This is a messenger RNA of Zingiber officinale, 1014 nucleotides long. Its product is annotated as tyrosine-protein phosphatase DSP1-like. Gene Ontology annotation, biological process: protein dephosphorylation. The transcript is spliced from 5 exons. Gene Ontology annotation, cellular component: cytoplasm. NCBI's taxonomy places the organism in Eukaryota, Viridiplantae, Streptophyta, Magnoliopsida, Zingiberales, Zingiberaceae. The coding region runs from base 87 to 728 and encodes 213 amino acids. The record is from RefSeq and is a predicted model, not a curated record. Gene Ontology annotation, molecular function: phosphatase activity.
GCAACUCUCAGUUAUUUAGCCGAGAGAAAGGGAAGCGUAGUAGGAUACCAAAGAAUAUUCCGCCACCCAAUCCACCCAAUUAUUACAUGGGAGAAAAGCGAGAGGUGGCGGCCGCGGCGGAGGAGCAGGCGGCGGUGGCCACGGUGGCGAAGCCCAGCUGCUACUCCUUGGUCUUCAAGCUCCCUGCCGGUGGCGGCAACCAUAUGGCGUCGAGGGAGGAUCGAGAGCCGGCGGAAGAGGAGCUCUUCGUGCCGCCGCUCAAUUUCGCGAUGGUCGAUUGUGGCCUCUACCGCUCCGGCUUCCCGGAUACUGCUAACUUUAGCUUUUUGAAGACGCUCAGCCUUCGCUCCGUCCUGUGCCUCUGCCCGGAGCCGUACCCGAAGGCGAACUUGGAGUUCCUUGAGGAGAAUGGAAUUAGGCUGUUCCAGUUCGGGAUUGAUGGCCGCAAGGAACCUUUCGUCAACAUCCCCGAAGAUACCAUUACUGAGGCCCUGAAAGUAGUUCUUGAUGUUCGCAAUCACCCUUUGCUUAUUCAUUGCAAACGUGGGAAGCAUCGAACUGGUUGUUUGGUAGGAUGCCUGAGAAAACUUCAGCAUUGGUGUCUCACUUCAAUUUUCGACGAGUACCAACGAUUUGCUGCCGCAAAAACCAGAGUUACCGAUCUAAGGUUCAUAGAGCGUUUUGACACAGCUAGCCUGAGGUACCUGUCAGCUUCGUUCUCAAGUUAGAAAGACUAGGUUUACCCCGAGCAGUAUCGAGGAUCAUAUCGAAGAAUAAGUCAGAAAAAAAAAAUAUGCAUUCCUACAGCAGUAAUGGUUUUAAAGGAUCCCUUGUUAUUUGAGCCAUGCUGCUAGUUAUCUAUGAUUUAGGAUGACUACUUCAGUUCAUUCUUAGUUUACAUUUGCUCGUGAUUUCUUACUUGAGGAACUGGAAGCGUUUCAGCUGUGCUUGUCAUAAAUUGUUGGUAUCGCCUUAUAGUUAUGAAUUUCGUGCAGUUAAAUUUGCCCGAUUGAA